AUGAAAUAUAAUUACUUUAAAUUACAUGAUCUUCUUAUAUCGAUGGACAUACCAUUUGUCUAUCAAGUAUGUGUUGCUGGAUGUAAAGGAAUGUUAUCUAUUGAUCCUCAAUCGAUAAUAAAUGAUAAUUAUAUAAAAGUUCGAAAAAGUAUGAUGAAAUUUGACAGUAAUGAUUGGACACUUGAAAUUGUUGAUCAUUCUCAAUUAAGUGAAGUUUUAGUAACAAAGAAUCCAUGUCUUUAUCCAGAUGACAUUCAUCGUCUAGAAGCUGUUGAUAUUCCUACAUUUCGAUCAUGUAUUCAUGAUUGUAUUGUAUUUUCUAUUCUUGGAUCUCGACCAUAUUCAAAUGAAAUUGCCGGAUCUGAUCUUGAUGUUAAUAAAAGAAUACCACCAUUAACUUAUAAGCCAACUUCGAAAAAACAAACAAUACUAAAAGUUACAUCCGAAUUAAUUGUAACUCAUAUUCUUGAUAUACUAGAUGAUCAAACAUUUGGUAUUAUCAAACUUUUACCUCGAGCUAUUGAUUCGAUGAAAACUGGUGAACAAAUCGAUAUGAAAGAGAUCAACAAAUUAAGAACAAAAUGGUGUAAUACAUAUCCAGCAUGGAUGAUGAAAAAUGAUAAAUUAAAUUACAAAAGCAAUUCAAUUAAUGAAUAUUUAUUUAAUAAAGCUCAAAAUUUGCAAAUCGAUGAAUCUGCAUAUAAAACUAUGUAUAUUAAAUAUGAUAAAAUCAAUAAAGAUAUUGCAAUUUAUAUUGAAGAAGAUGAUAAUAAAAACCAACACUACUAUUUUUAA
Molecule: messenger RNA, 795 nt
Organism: Rotaria sordida
Lineage: Eukaryota; Metazoa; Rotifera; Eurotatoria; Philodinida; Philodinidae
Source: the annotation of a GenBank genome assembly